This is a messenger RNA of Rhododendron vialii, 1725 nucleotides long. RefSeq names its product plant cysteine oxidase 2-like. The record is from RefSeq and is a predicted model, not a curated record. Gene Ontology annotation, molecular function: oxidoreductase activity, acting on single donors with incorporation of molecular oxygen, incorporation of two atoms of oxygen. The coding region runs from base 468 to 1286 and encodes 272 amino acids. NCBI's taxonomy places the organism in Eukaryota, Viridiplantae, Streptophyta, Magnoliopsida, Ericales, Ericaceae. The transcript is spliced from 5 exons.
CCGUUGGGAAACCCAGCCCAUUGGAAUUUCCAAACAUUGGCCCCUGGUUUUCCCUCUCCUCCAACCCCCCACUCUGUAGAAAAACCGACUGAGUCUCUCUCUCUCUCUCUUAACCCUAGCCUCUCUCUCCAUUUUAUACCCACCUCGUUCCAUCCCUCCCCAUCCAUCACCUUCAUCCACAGAUGCCAAAUUUCCCAUCUUUCUUUUCCUCAAGUACAACUACCGUAACCUAGUACUACCUACCUUUCCAAGAACACACAAACAAGUGUACCCUGUUCGUGUCCUUUACUCCUCAUCCCAGAAUUUCACAAUUUUCCGAUCUUUCUUCGCUACCCAGAUCGUAAUUUCCCACUUUUAUAGAAAAGAAUUGGAUUUCUUUAUUUAUACUCUGGAUUGGGAUUCCUCUGUUUCUUGAGGGAGUUCUUUAUUAGUUUCUUUUUGGAGAUUUGGGUUUUUGUUAAGAUUGAAUGGGAAUAGAGAAAACUGUGGCUACUCAAAAGGGAAAAGAGUGUUUGCAAUUGUCAAGCGAGACGAAUAGCAAGUCUUCGAAGAAGAACCGCCGCCGGCAGAGGAAGAUGACGGCGAUGCAGAGGCUGUAUGAUAUAUGUAAUGAAGUAUUUGGUGCGGGUAGGCAUGGCAUUGUUCCUCCCCCAGAUGAUAUCCAACGGAUUAAAUCCGUGUUGGAUGGAAUGACUGAAGUGGAUGUUGGUCUGAGACCAAAUAUGCCAUAUUUCCGAAGGGCAUCAACCGAUCAACUUCCACAAAUAACAUACCUCCACAUCCACGAAUGUGACAAGUUCUCGAUUGGGAUCUUCUGCUUGCCACCAAUGGGCAUCAUCCCGCUUCACAAUCACCCGGGAAUGACAGUAUUCAGUAAACUUCUCUUUGGGACAAUGCACAAAAAAUCAUUUGACUGGGCAGUUGAUGUCGGUUCUGACUCCACGCCCCCUCCUGGAUUGCGGUUGGCGAAGGUCAAGGUCGACUCGGACUUCACGGCUCCUUGCGAUACCUCUGUACUUUAUCCAGCUGAUGGGGGGAACAUGCACUGCUUCACCGCGGUGACGGCUUGCGCUGUGCUGGAUGUGUUGUGCCCACCUUACUCUGAUCCUGAUGGAAGGCACUGUGCCUACUACCUUGACUUUCCCUUUUCCAGUUUCCCAGUUGAUGGAGCACCAGUGCCUGAUGAGGAGAAAGAAAGCCAUGCCUGGCUCCAAGAGAGAGAUGAUCUAGAGGACUUGACUGUAGUUGGAGCACCGUACAACGGCCCCAGGAUUGUGGAGAGGUGAUACAAAAUCAGUGGGGAAAAUGUAUUUGUUUCCCAAAAAGAAAAUGUUUUCCACUGGGGUUUUUUUUUUUCACCUACCAUGUGUCUAUUUAACGACCCGGAAAUUUUUCAAAGAAUAAAGGGGUCUGUUAUAUAACAUACCAACAUAGAAGGUGAAAAAAUUCAUCGCAAUGUUUCAGUAGCGGUUCAUAGCAGUUUCUCAUGAAAAACUUUAUACCAUCUUUCAUCCCCACUUAUUAGCAUAAGAAUUUGGUUCCUUGUAAGCUUUUUUUCCCUGUUCGACGGUUGUAUGUAAAUAAUCUGAUAGAAUGAACAGAAAAAAGUGACGAGCACUAUAAAGCACGGGCGCUUGUAGAGACGUGUCGUAUUCUUCAAGUAUGUACUCUAUAUUCUUAUUGGUUAUCAUACUAGUGAAUACGCAUUCGAUUGUACGUUCAAAA